This is a messenger RNA of Paralichthys olivaceus (Japanese flounder), 1346 nucleotides long. It is a transcript of the gene chmp4c, whose product is annotated as charged multivesicular body protein 4C. Gene Ontology annotation, cellular component: cytoplasmic side of plasma membrane; multivesicular body; ESCRT III complex. The record is from RefSeq and is a predicted model, not a curated record. Lineage: Eukaryota; Metazoa; Chordata; Actinopteri; Pleuronectiformes; Paralichthyidae. Gene Ontology annotation, biological process: late endosome to vacuole transport via multivesicular body sorting pathway; vesicle budding from membrane.
UCACGGAAAAGGAAGAGAGGGCGUCAGGUGUCAUGACGUCACUGGGCGCAGGUGAAAGGUGUAUUCUCUGACUCGUUUUAAAUUGAAACCGCAGAAGCCGUCGAGCAGGAAAUUCCUCUCUGUCGCUACACACCCUCCGUAAAAACACUCGAGCGGCUCGUCUGGACUUUUAGUUCCCUGCGAAAAAAGACUCAAAGUUGCCAGAAUGAGCAAAAUCUCUAAAUUGUUCAAGGGCAGCAGCUCGAGCUCGAGCUCGUCGAGCUCCUCCAGGUCCAAACACCGGUCCAGAGGCGGACCGACGCCGCAGGAGGCCAUCCACAGACUGAGGGAGACCGAGGAAAUGCUGACCAAGAAACAAGAUUACCUGGAGAAGAAGAUAGAGCAAGAGAUCAUGGUCGCCAAGAAGCAUGGCACGAAGAACAAGAGAGCUGCUCUUCAAGCGCUGAAGAGGAAGAAGCGAUUGGAAGCGCAGCUCACUCAGAUCGACGGCACGCUGUCCACCAUCGAGUUUCAGAGAGAAGCUCUGGAGAACUCGCACACCAACACUGAGGUCCUCAACAAUCUGUCCUUUGCCACCAAGGCCAUGAAGAAAGUUCACGAGAACAUGGACCUCGACAAGAUUGAUGAUAUGAUGCAGGACAUCACAGAACAGCAGGACGUGGCUCAAGAGAUCAGUGAAGCCAUUUCCCGACCGUUCGGCGAGACAUUCGAUGAGGAUGAGCUGCUGGCGGAGCUGGCAGAGCUGGAACAGGAAGACCUUGAGGAGAGCAUGAAGAGUAUGGGCGGACUUCCCAGCGUGCCCAGCUCCAAAUUGCCUUCAGCACGGCACGGCCACCGCACAACAACCAAGAAGAGGGUUGAAGAGGAUGACGACAUGCAUAUGCUGGCAUCGUGGGCAACUUAAGUACCUGAAGCCAGCCUGAUUUGAGUUAUAGAGAAUAUGUUUUGGAAAGAUUUAUUUUUAUUUUUAUUUUAUUUUUAGGGAAAAUGAAGAGAAUUAUAUUAUUUUUUAAAGACAUUUGGUCUAUAACCUUCUUAUGGUGUUUUCACCUUAUAUUCAUCAAGAAAUGACAAUUUUAAGUGAAGGAAUCUACAAAUGUUAUACUUUAAUAUGUUUUUCUUUUCUUUACUGCUUCUUUUUCUUUUAAUUUUUCAUUCGUACCUAUCAUGAGAAUCUCCUGCUUAUAUAAACCUAAUGAAGACGUAAAGAGGACUGAGAUGUUUUUAACACAUUUAGCAAAAUGCUUCACUGUGUGUCAGACCAUUGUAAAUAAACUGGGAUGUUGCAAAAACACUGUAAAUAUAUUGCUUUUCAAUGUUCAACAAUAAAAUCACCCCCAUAAUAA